Trematomus bernacchii (emerald rockcod) is the source of this 2834-nucleotide messenger RNA. Its product is annotated as proteoglycan 4-like. Lineage: Eukaryota; Metazoa; Chordata; Actinopteri; Perciformes; Nototheniidae. Gene Ontology annotation, cellular component: nucleus. The transcript is spliced from 6 exons. The record is from RefSeq and is a predicted model, not a curated record. Gene Ontology annotation, molecular function: transcription factor binding. Gene Ontology annotation, biological process: positive regulation of transcription by RNA polymerase II. The coding region runs from base 102 to 2570 and encodes 822 amino acids.
UCCACUAGUGGAGCUGGCGGUCUCAAUCUGAUCCCAGGUCGGUGGUUUUCCCGCGCUUCCACUCGCGGACCACGUGUCUCUCUACGGCCUCCCAGCGGACCAUGUGGAGCAGCAAGAUGGCGGUGCGGUGGAGGGGGAAUCUCGAGGAUUUAAAUGCCGGGAACAGCGACUUUCUGACCAGCAACAACCCCAAUGAGUUGCUCUUGAGUAGACGUGACAUGGAAGCCGUAGAGAUGGACGCUCAGUCCUGCGUGGAUCACUCAAUCCUGGCCAUUUUUGAAGACUCCACUGUUGCAUCAGAGGAUAAGAGUGGAGCGGAGGAGGAGAGAGAGACCCUGCUGUCGGCCCUGAGCGAGAUGUUGGACAGUGUGGAGGAUGACGAUGUAACUCUGUCUCCCUUCGACACCCUGCCAGACACCAAGCUCCUCACCCACCCAGAGCGCAGGGAGAACUCACUGGAUCUUUCACUAUAUGAAAGGCUGAGGCCAAGAUCCAAAUCACCAAAUGUAACACUCUCGAUAAAGAUCGAUGGAGACAAAGAAGCGGAAAGCAAAUUGGAGAGAACCAACCCUUCACAUCUGUUCAAAAAACAAAAAUGUAUCCACUCCCAAAAUAUAAAAGCAGAGAAUGAAGUGGAGAUCUUCACCUCUACUUCUCUGGUCAACCUGGUGAAGCUCAUGCACCCCUACUGCCUGAAGCUGCAUGUGGAGGAGGAGGAGGGGGAUAAACUGAAGGAGCACACGUUGUUCUCUCAGGAAGAGGUGUGGAAGUACGAGAGACCCAGUGAGGACAGCGACGAAGAGAUAAAUGUUGUUUCUGACGACGAGGUGGAAGAAGUAAAUAGGGAAGAUGAAAAGAGAGAUAAUGACAGCGUCUUAAAGAGCGCGUUGCUGAAUGUACAAUCAUCCAGAACUCCCCCAUCCAGAGAGAAGAAAAGGGUGAGCUUUGGCCCCGUUCAGGUGGUUUCACUCGAUGAAUCGGCAGAAGAAGAAUUAAACGAGUCAAAUCUAAUGAGUCAAAGUGUGUCGGUUCCACUGAACGGCACCAAAGCAAUUGAAAACCCAGCGGGCUCCCCACUUGAACCCCAAACAUCGUCCUCAGAAAUUAACAGCAACACGGCCGAGGUUUCUCUACUUAAAGCUGAGACAAAGGCCAAAUCGCUCAGCCUCCAAGAGUACAGACAGCUGCGCAAGAGGAGGCAGCCCCUAGUGGAGAAACAGGGGAACAACAUCACCAAGUGGCCCUGCGUUUCUGAGCCCCCCACAGAGCUGACCCCCAUCUGUUUACACGGACAAAACAGCUGCUGUCCAAAGGCAGCGCACCAUAAUCCAGACAGUAGGAGAACUUGUGCCGAUCAUAAAUCUCAAACUCAGCCCAGGCCUCACCCCUCCACUCAAGCACGUCACAGCGGGUUAAAGCGACCAAGAACUGAAUCCAAAAUCCUCUCACCCACCAGUCUGCAGGCAAACGUCACAGUUAAUCAGAAUGUUUCAGAGAGCAAAAAAAGUCCAAUAAAAAAGCCUCUCAAUAUUGAUCCCCCGAACCCCGUCUUCCUCCAUUUGCCAGCGAGCCAGACAACACCACCCACUACUGACCACUCCUCAUCAGAGUCCAAAGUGGAGUUCUGCAGUAGAGACUCUGACAGCAUCAAGCACUUUCCUCAAAUUCAAACUGAAUCCUCAGGCACAUCAACCCAAAGACAGCCAUCCACCUCCGGCACGAGUCCUGAGGUGUUGUUAGUGAACCAGGGCUACUCCACCCUGUUACAGGAAAUUAAAAACAAGCUCACAGAGAUAGCCUCAGGUGUCACCUCCAGACCUCAAGCACUGUGCCCAACCUCAACACAAACCAAAUCUUCCUCAGAGCUCAAAACCCUGCAGCCUCAGAGAAGCAGUCCAAACCAGACGAUAGGAGUCAAGCUGCAACCAAAGAAUCCUCCGUCACCAGGUCCGGAUACAGCGAGGGAGAUGAAGCGUCCUUCCCUCACAGCACCGCCUAGUCCCCUAGAUGCUCCCACACCAGUGAAGGAGACGUUAUCAGAGGUUCCCCCCAGUGUAUCCGCCUUAGAGAAACCAGCCGACUCAGGAAUCGAAGCGCCCGAUCUCACCAGCCUACUGGAACAGUUUGAGGAAACACAAGCUCAAGGGUUGAGGGUUGGAGAGAAAGAGCUCAAACUUGCUACCUCAUCUUCAAACGUACUGACAGAUGGACACUUGGACAGAACUCAGCCUGCAGUGGAAGCACUUGUACCAAAUCCAAAAACCCUCAGGGACUCCCCACACCUUCAAACGUCACCUGACAUCCCAGAGCCCCUCGGCACUGAAAUCAUCCUCAGCACUCAACAACAUCAGCCAGCAAGGCGCAAAAUCCUCUGUCCAAGGCCAUUCAGAUUAUCGACCCCCGUCCUCUGCCGUCCAAGAGGACACACACGAACCUCCCAGAGCUCCCUGCAGCUCGUCCCUCUCCUCCCAUGUACUCGGCUGUGUUCAUCGAUCACGAUUACUGCGGGUCAACGACAAGUGCCGCUCAGCACUGCAGAACAUCUAAACCCAAGGAUGAGCCGAAAAUAACUGAUGAAUUACAGAGGACUACCAGUGACUCGAUCGCUGCUGCUGCUGAAUGCAAACAACAGACCUCCACCUGUGACGUUAACUCCCCCAUCAGGGCUGUGGAUGACUCCGCAAAGACGAGUCGGUCCACAGACAAAGUUGUUUCAAGAAUCGCUGCCACCGAGCAAGAUUGUAGUCUUGAGACACCCCCGUGCACUCUGCCCACACCUCCACCCAGCCCUCCUUCCAGAGGCAGGGAGAGGAGGAGAUAUCGAGGGAGAUCCC